UAAUACCCUGAUCGCUCUCUUCAUCGGCGCAGACGUCAAGGUCGUAGAAGCCAUGCCAUGUCGUUGCUCAACGCUGGCCUCAAAUUGGCAAUGUAAGUUCCGUGGCCCUCUGUUGAUGAGGUACAAUUACGCGUCUAGACUACUACUAAUCCGUCUGAUCUGUCCUUGUUGGCUGACUCAAUCUACUCUUAGCUCAUCGUUGAACCUGCUGGAUAUCUACAAGGCUCUAGUGGCAACGGGUAGUGCCAUUGUACCCUUUUCGGACCUAGGUCAGAGUGAAAGCGUCGUGAACAAGAUCGUACGUGAUGGCCUCGGUACGCCCGUCAAGGCCCCGCACACCAAGUUCAGAGUGGGCAGCGCCUACAGGAGGGAGCAAUUGAAGAGGGCAUUGGGCCUGGCUGUCGUUUGGACCGUCUACCAGACCAUCGAGCCGAUCGCAGACUCCGUUGCGUCAUUUGUUAUUCCCUUCUACGGCAGUCUCAAAACUUUAUUCCUACUUUGGAUCUUCCUUGGCAGAGCCUCGGCAUCUACUCGCCUGAUGCAAUCCUUCAUACAGCCCGUGCUUCGACCGUAUGAGAGCACCAUCGAUGCGCUCUUCGCCGUAUGUCUCUCUUUCUUCUUCAACGUGGUCUUCUUGUCCUCUCUGCCAAUAGCUCACAUGCUCAUAUGGCUCAAGAAGGGUCCGCUUCGGCUACUGAGAAACAUUGACUGGAGAUGGCCGUGGCUGGAGGGGAAUACAAGUGGUGUUGUGAAACACGAAAGGACAGCUGGGCCAGUGCCGAGAGCAGUGGUCGCCCAGCGCGUCCCGCCUCCUACUUCAAGGAAGGCCAGUCGUCAGUCACCAAUCGUGCGGAAUAGACAAAGUGACGACUCUGGUGGCAGCGACGGAGGCCAGACCACUGAAUCAGUGAAGGCUCAUCGGCUUACGGGCCCUGCCCGUCGGCCUACAGCCGAGACUGGCGCCUCGCAAACGAAGGGACGCUCAGCGAGCGGCAGUGCCCCAAUAUCGUCUCUCCCGAAAUCAAGGGUAGUCAGCGGGCCGGCUGCUGCUGGUCAUUCUGCAGCAGCAGUCCGAUCAAAUUCGGGGCCCUCUACAACAUUGCCGCAAUCGAAGACAAUGAACUUCACUGCGCCGACAAGCCGCCAAACGGAGUCACUUGCUCUAGCGAAGAAAAGUGAAAUAUUGAACAGACUUCCUGCGGUCCCCCAAGGCUUUUCUCAGGGUGUCGAUGGGGGCUUUGCCUUCAUCCCUCCUGCUACUCCGCCAGCUCGCCAGCAGAACCCCUCCUUGCGGCCUCACUUGGACGCCCCCAUCACAGCAGCACACUUGUUCUCGCCCGUGUUUCCUGGCAGCUUUGCUCCUAAACCUGAGGCGGCGACGCCCUUGAGGAUGCCGGAAGAUGCGAAGAGCUCGAGCAAGCCCGUAGCUUCCGCCACAUCCACACCGAAGAGAAAGGUCAAGAGUAGUACAGCCGCAAGAUUAAGCGCAAAGCCCAUCAGCAAUAAGUCAGCUGACAGUAAGAUCAAGGCGGACAGAAGGAGGCGACAAGCUUCAACGCCCGUAGAGCAUCGAGAAAAAGCGGGCGAAGACCUCUUUCUGCGCAUUUCAGAGACAUCUUCUGAGGAAGAGAAUGAGGAUGCGCCUUAUAUCAUUGAGCCACCAGAUCAUUCGUCACCGGCUAAGCGCAAAAUUCUACGCCCUUCUACUUCCAUGGUAUUACCGUCCUCAAGAAGUAAACGUCAGAAGCUAGACGUCUUGGCCGACACAGUGGAGUACAAUGGCAAAAGUCAGACGUCAGAGAUCACAAGACGAUCUCGUGGCGCCAGUGCCGGGCCAUCGUCCGGCAUCAGGAGCAGAGCUACUAGCGUCGCUCCUUCAGAGAGCGAAUCAGUUGCCCUUCCUGAAGCAGAGGAAGCCCCAACCAAGCGUCCGCUGCGCACGUCAGUCAGCUCCAGGAGCCUUCGCCAACCUCCCUCACGGGUCGUCGUGAAGACUUCAGAGGAAGAGGAGCGAACAGCAAAGCCAACCAGCAAACCGCCUGUCUCUGGAUUGAGAAGAGCCGGCAAAGCAGUAAACGGCGCAAAAGCGGGUAGCGCAACAGGUUCCAAAAGCAGAAGUCUGCGCAAAUGAGUGGCUUUGGAUACAGCAAGCGCAAUUGCAAGCAACAUCGCAUACAUUGUAUUGAUACAAACGUAGAACGUCCCUGGUGUCCUUUGUCAUAUGAAGCAUUUUGACGUCUCCACACAAUCUUUUUUCGCGCAUCAAGGGAUGACCUUUCCCGC
Molecule: messenger RNA, 2283 nt
Organism: Microstroma glucosiphilum
Lineage: Eukaryota; Fungi; Basidiomycota; Exobasidiomycetes; Microstromatales; Microstromataceae
Exons: 3
Coding region: 53-2131 (692 amino acids)
Source: RefSeq, a predicted model, not a curated record